GAAUACCGAUACGCGUCAAUUGCACAGCGAACCGAUCCCGUUCCUGCAGGUUGGACGCGUCAACUGCUGCGUGGAAAGAGGCGUUCGAUAGAUAUGCCGCCUUUAAAUUAUUCCCUCCGGAGAUGUUCUCCGCCAACGCCUUUGUUCUUCUGCUACUUACCACUGCGGGAUACAACGCAGCGUCGAUGUGCACUGUAUGGUGUCGAUGCAGGCCAUUUUUGGACGGGACCCACCUCCCUCCCCUAUCGACCGCUCGAACCCUGUUUUCAACCAAUCACAAACUGGUUUUUAGUGUUCUUGCUCGUCCCCAUGGGUAUGAGGGGGCGAGAGUGUUUAGUCUUCACGUUCGCCCCCCUCUUCCUCCUCUCUUUCCUUCACUCUUCACUCCCGUUCCCAAAAAACAAUUCACUCUUACUCACAUACCAAAACACUCUCACAUCCUUAAGCGUCCCUGCCCUCUCUUUAUCCCCAUCCUCAUCCUCAUGAGCUCCUCCUUUUGUCGAGACCCAGAGGGCUGGGGUCCUACGAGCCAUGAGCGAGCAGAUCUGACCCUUUGCUUCGAGUCGACGUAAGUAGCUCUGUCAACAUUAACUGGUCUCUCCUCGUACUUUUCGUUGAAUCGAAUAGCCAGGCAUCUUAUCGCUCAUAAGAAAAAAGAAAUGUAGAUAGCUAUUCCUGCGUGCUUGCUUGCUUGCCUUUGUGUUGUUGUUGAUUUGUGGGAA
This is a messenger RNA of Gamsiella multidivaricata, 722 nucleotides long. RefSeq lists its product as uncharacterized. Lineage: Eukaryota; Fungi; Mortierellomycota; Mortierellomycetes; Mortierellales; Mortierellaceae. The transcript is spliced from 2 exons. Bases 123 to 572 code for a protein of 149 amino acids. The record is from RefSeq and is a predicted model, not a curated record.